AUGGCUAGUGAUGGACCUCGCAUUGACCCCGGUCCGAAAGAGUGGGGUGUACUAGAUGAAGAUGUGCAGCAAUGUCAUAGAUCGCAGGUGGUGUGGAACGAAGGACAUUUAAAGUCUCUGAGAGUGAGACGAGCUUCAGAGGGUAGGGGAAACAGAGAUGUACACAACCCAGAUGACAUCCCCCAGGACCUGCAGCAGCAUUUGGUGCGUGCAGGUUUUUGGCAUGCGGCUCGCAUGAGAAGAUUACCGAUUGACCAUAGGCUGAUUACUGCACUGGUGGAGAGGUGGAGGCCGGAGUCUCACACUUUCCACAUGCCUGUGGGAGAGAUGACACUCACUUUACAGGAUGUUGAGGCCAUUUUGGGUUUACGCACUGAGGGUCGGGUAGUUUCCGGCUUUCCCCAUGCCAACUGGGAGGACGUAAUUCUGCAGUAUAUGGGAAGAUCUCCACUUGAAGACGAUUUGGAUGGUGGAAACCUUAAGAUGAGUUGGUUGACUCAUCAUUGGGGUCAUUGGGCCACGCAUUCAGGUACUCACGAGGGACAGAUUAGGUACACUCGUGCCUAUCUGAUGCGUCUGUUUGGAGGUUUCUUGCUUACUGUUCCGUGA
Messenger RNA from Gastrolobium bilobum, 609 nucleotides. Its product is annotated as protein MAIN-LIKE 2-like. The record is from RefSeq and is a predicted model, not a curated record. The transcript has 3 exons. Bases 1 to 609 code for a protein of 202 amino acids. NCBI's taxonomy places the organism in Eukaryota, Viridiplantae, Streptophyta, Magnoliopsida, Fabales, Fabaceae. Gene Ontology annotation, biological process: meristem maintenance; meristem development.